GUAUUGAAUGUACCAAAUGAUACCAUUGAUGAUGGAGAAGAUGACGAUGAACUUGGUUUCCACUACUAUUGCGUUAAAUACAAGGUGAAGAACCCAAAGUUGAUGCCAAGAUACAAGUUUCAUUUGGCAGUGCUAGACAAUACCGGCAAUGCAAAAUUUCUACUGUUCGACAAUCUUGAGUCCAGUUACUUCAUCGCCCUUGCAAUGAGCUAA
Eruca vesicaria subsp. sativa (arugula) is the source of this 213-nucleotide messenger RNA. The record is from the annotation of a GenBank genome assembly. Lineage: Eukaryota; Viridiplantae; Streptophyta; Magnoliopsida; Brassicales; Brassicaceae.